Messenger RNA from Oryza brachyantha (malo sina), 2277 nucleotides. Its product is annotated as putative wall-associated receptor kinase-like 16. The transcript has 4 exons. Gene Ontology annotation, biological process: cell surface receptor signaling pathway; protein phosphorylation. The record is from RefSeq and is a predicted model, not a curated record. The coding region runs from base 1 to 2220 and encodes 739 amino acids. Gene Ontology annotation, cellular component: plasma membrane. Gene Ontology annotation, molecular function: ATP binding; calcium ion binding; protein serine/threonine kinase activity. NCBI's taxonomy places the organism in Eukaryota, Viridiplantae, Streptophyta, Magnoliopsida, Poales, Poaceae.
AUGAGGUGGCGGUACUCUUGUCGAGGAGCGAUUCUUUUCGGCCAUCUCGUCCUCUGCUUUCCGGCCAUCUGGUGGAUGCCCGCCGCCGCCGAUGUGCCGGCGGGCCAGCGGCCCGGCUGCCCGUCCAGGUGCGGGGACGUCGACAUCCCCUUCCCAUUCGGCGUCGGCCCUCGGUGCGCGAUGCAGACGUUCUACGACUUCAAGAUCGACUGCGUCUCCUCGAAGCCUUUCUUCCGGGGCGCCGAGGUGACCAAGCUCUCCGUGUCCGACGGCAAGGCCUCGAUGAACAUGAACAUAUCCACGUACUGUUACGACCCGUCGUCGGGCGCGAUGAGGAGCCGAAGCGCGUCCGCGGACUUCAGCGAUUCGCCCUACUGGAUAUCGGACAGGGACAACAAAGUCGUCGUCAUCGGGUGCCAAACGCUCGCUUAUAUGCAGAUCAAUUUUGCUUUAACAGGUUGUGUGUUAACAUGCACGGAGGAUUUCAGCCCUGUGGACGGUGUAUGCUCUGGAGCUGGCUGCUGUGAACUUGAUUUUCCUAAUGGCACAUGGUAUUAUAGUUCUUAUUUCAAUGAAAACUACAACAAUAGCCAAAUAUGGAAGACCAAUCCCUGCAGUUACAUGGCAGUGAUAGAGACUAAAUCAUUCAAUUUCAAUGCUACUUACGUCAACUCCACUAUAUUCUAUGACACAUACAAAGGGGUAACUCCAGUUUCGUUAGACUGGAUCAUAUCAAUGGAUUCAUGUGACGAUGCUAAGAAAAACACCACAUCAUAUGCAUGUAUUAGUGGAAACAGCAAAUGUGUCAGUGAACCGAAGGGAGGUUAUCGUUGUGCCUGCAGUGAUGGAUAUGAAGGCAACCCAUACAUCAACGAUGGAUGCAAAGAUAUUGAUGAGUGCCUUGACAACACUACUUACCCCUGCAACGGAAUAUGCAAGAACACAAUGGGGGGUUUCACCUGCUCGUGCUACCCUGGAAGUUAUAUGACGGAUGGUGUUUGCCAAACUAAUAGAAAAUCCCGUUUUCCACCUGCAGCAUCGUUUGUAAUAGGUGGAAGCAUUGGACUCGUUGUCCUAGUGAUUGCCAUUGCUUGUGCAUGGUUCAUCCGAGAACGAAGAAAGCUACAACGCAUCAAACAACAUUAUUUUCGACAACAUGGUGGUAUGCUGCUUUUUGAAGAGAUGAAAUCCCAACAAGGUGUUACGUUCAAAAUAUUCUCUGAAGAAGAACUACAACAAGCGACAAACAAAUUUAGUGAACAACAAAUUAUUGGCCAAGGAGGCAAUGGAAUUGUUUACAAGGGUCUUAUCAAGGGCAACAUAGAAGUAGCCGUGAAAAGAUGCAUGACAAUUGAUGAUGCCAAGAAAAAAGAGUUUGGCAAAGAAAUGUUAAUCCUAUCUCAGAUCAACCACAAAAACAUAGUUAAAUUGUUAGGUUGUUGCCUCGAAGUGGAGGUCCCUAUGCUAGUCUAUGAGUUUGUCCCAAACAACACACUCUUCCAUCUCAUCCAUGGAAACCAUGAUCAACAAAUCUCUAUAGGCACUCGCUUGCGGAUUGCCCACGAGUCUGCAGAGGCACUUGCUUAUCUACAUUCAUGUGCUUCACCACCAAUCUUCCAUGGUGAUGUUAAGUCAUCCAAUAUUCUUCUUGAUGCCAACCUCUCAGCAAAAGUAUCUGACUUCGGUGCUUCCAUAUUGGCUCCAACAGAUGAGUCACAAUUUGUCACGUUGGUCCAAGGGACUUGUGGAUAUCUUGAUCCAGAAUAUAUGCGAACAUGCCAAUUAACAGAUAAGAGUGAUGUCUAUAGCUUUGGAGUUGUUCUUCUAGAGCUUCUCACAGGCAAGAAACCCAUCAACCUCUUUGCACCUGAACAUGAGAAAAGCCUAUCAGUGAUAUUUCUCAUAGCGAUGGAUGAGAACAAACUUGAAGAUAUAUUGGACGAACAAAUAAAGAACGACGGUAAUUUAGGUUGUCUCCAAGAGAUUGCAGGGUUAGCAAAGUGGUGCUUGGAAAUGUCAGGUGUAAACAGGCCAUCAAUGAAGGAAGUUGGAGAGAAGCUUGAUACGUUGAGAAAGGUCACACAACAUCCAUGGGAGGAACAUAAUUUGCAGGAGCUGGAAAGCCUACUUGGAGAACAUGGCACAACACAGGUUAUCAGCAAUACUGGAAAUUUCAGCAUAGAGGAAAAUGUUGUCAUGGGGCUAAAAUCAGGGAGAUAAAUCCCUACAGUUUUCUUGACGAUGUUAGUAACAAUGUCUGCCAGAUUUUCCAACUAA